This is a messenger RNA of Alternaria arbusti, 918 nucleotides long. RefSeq lists its product as uncharacterized. The transcript is spliced from 3 exons. Gene Ontology annotation, biological process: carbohydrate metabolic process. Gene Ontology annotation, molecular function: cellulase activity; cellulose binding. Gene Ontology annotation, cellular component: extracellular region. The record is from RefSeq and is a predicted model, not a curated record. The coding region runs from base 1 to 918 and encodes 305 amino acids. Lineage: Eukaryota; Fungi; Ascomycota; Dothideomycetes; Pleosporales; Pleosporaceae.
AUGCGGAUCUUCCUUCUCUCCGCUGUCACGUCGACCUUCUUCGCCCUUGCCUACGGCGCUGGAAGUGCCGUCCAAGGCACCGGGUCAACCACUCGUCAGUGGUCCUGCUGCAAGAACUCUUGCUCUUGGCCCGGCAAAGCUCUUGUCGAUAAACCAGUCCUGACGUGCGACGCAAGCGAUAAUCUCCUCGACAACUACAACAGGCGCGAUGGCUGCGAAAGCGGCGGUGGUUCAUAUGCCUGCUCUGAUCUCAGCCCAUGGGCUGCGAGUAACGACUUGGCGUAUGGCUUCGCCGCAGUCAAUCUUGCAGCUUCGAACGAAUCCGCGUGGUGUUGCUCUUGCUACUCUCUGACGUUUACUUCCGGCCCAGUCAACGGAAAGAAGAUGAUCGUCCAGGUCACGAACACUGGAUCUGAUCUAGGAGAAGAUCAAUUCAACAUUGCCAUCCCUGGUGGUGGCGAAGGUUCCACUCAAGGAUGCACGAAACAAUAUGGCGGCGCCGACGUCUGGGGUCAAGACUAUGGUGGCGUAGGGCAUCGCGAUGACUGCGACGCCCUCCCCGCUGCGCUACAAGCUGGCUGCUACUGGCGUUUUGACUGGUUUCGGGGAGCUGAUAACCCGUCUGUCAACUGGGAGAAAGUCAAGUGCCCUGAGACUCUUUCUGGCGUUUCUGGCUGCCGCCGUAAUGAUGACCCGAUUCCGGGACAAAAUACCCCAUCGCCAACACCUACAACCUCUGCACCCAUAUCUUCUGGCACUGUACAGCCGGGUGGUCAGUGUGGUGGGAAGUCUUACAAAGGUCCCACCCGAUGCGUAGGAGGCACCGUUUGUACCUAUGUCGACGAGAAUUCGGUACUCGCAGUGCCAGCCCCCAGUCUCAUCUCAGAGAUCCUCGAGCACGCGAUCCACAACCGCUAG